CAGUUAUUCUGCUGUCCAUCCACUCUGACAUCCUAAGCCAGCGACUGAGCCAUCGUUCACCUGCAGACCCACCGGCUCACACCACCUCUUCAUCUGCUCUUCAGGUCGCCCUUCUCCGCAGAGAGCAUGGAGGAUUCCUCGGAGCAGUCCCACUGGGCGUCCCCGGCCCUGCUCAGCUCAGACUCCCUGGGGGUGUUCAGCUCGGACACGGGGCUCCUUUCCUCGGUGGAGGAGGGGGACGCCUUCUUCUCCAACCCAGAGGUGGACUACAGCGGCCUGCCCUCCUACUUCUCCAACCCCCCCCACAGCAGAGCCCCGUCGGCCUACAGGAACAGCACGGUUCGUCAGCUGUACAUGUCGCCGUCUCUGCAGAGCAACCUCCAGUGGGUGGAAGGACCGGCCAACCACUCCAUGGGCUCCCCCUACAACCCCCCCACCCCCAGCUGGAGCAACAGCCCCCUGUCCAAGACCCCCCUCCUCCAGCCCACCCCCACCUCCCCCUACACCCCCAUCUCCACCACCGCCACCGCCGCGUCCUCCUACGCCUCCCCCAGGGACGGCUACAUGUCCACGGGCAGGGAGGGCAAGGAGAGCCCCUCGGGGCUCCAGGAGGCCCUGAAGGCGGAGAGGCUCAGCCCCACGGGGGGCGCCGCCGCCGGCAGCAGCUUCCUCAACCUGACCUCCGUGGCGGGGGGCAUGUACAGCCCGUCCCCCAACUCCCACCCCCACAUGCUGAGCCCCUACGGCUCGUACAUGGGCUCCACGCAGGACUACAGCGCCGCCGCCCUCUACUGCAGCCCUGGAGGCUGGAUGGGCCCCGGCUCCUACUCCCCCAAGCUCCGCAACAAGAUGAGGCUAUCCCCGCCAGAGGCCCGGGAGUGCGUCAACUGUGGAGCCACCGCCACCCCCCUAUGGCGCCGGGAUGGUACAGGCCACUACUUGUGUAACGCCUGCGGACUGUACCAUAAGAUGAAUGGUCAGAACAGACCUCUGAUCCGCCCCAAGAAGCGACUGAUCGUGAGCAAACGAGCCGGUACGCUGUGUGCCAACUGUCACACCAGCACCACCACGCUAUGGCGGCGCAACGCCAAUGGGGAGCCCGUGUGCAACGCCUGCGGACUCUACUUCAAGCUGCACAACGUCAACCGGCCGCUCACCAUGAAGAAGGACGGCAUCCAGACACGCAACCGCAAGGUGUCCAACAAGAACAAGAAGAGCAAGAAGAACCUGGGCCACCCGGCAUCGUACCCAGACAUGAUGCAGCCGCUGGAGGACAACUGCGGGCCUUUCUCCCUGGGGCCCGGCUCCAUGCUGUCCUACGGCCACACGGCCCACCUGAUCCCCACAGCUCCCCACGGCCUGCACUCCUCCGCCCCCAUGUCCUACACGCACUACCCCGGCGCUGGCAUGGUGCCCGUGGGAGGGCUGGGUGUGUGACUGGGCUAGGGUGUGGUCCCACCUGCGCGUCGCAACAACAGUGGUGAUUGAUAUAUAGGAUUUCUGUCUGGCUGUUUGUAUGUAUGUAUGUAUGUAUGUGUCCACAGUUGUGCACUAGAAUAGAAGGUUGUUUUAUUUUCUAUUUGUUUUUCACUGUAUUUCAGGCCAAGUUGGGGCAUAUUAGAAGGAGUAUGUCAGGUUUUGUUAUAAGGUCAAUACAAUGUUUUUCACAUCUGGUUCAUUCUGGUGCUACUGCACAAUGGACAAAAUGAUAUUUCCAACAGAAUUGUGUAUCCAUGACAACAAUGUGGUUUUUUUUGUUCAGUUUUACACCUGUAAUUUUUAUAUUGCAGAAUACGUAGAACGUUGGGGUAGUCAGAUUUUGCAGAUAUUAAAGCAUGUGUAUUGUCUGAUAUUUGUUUGUUUAUGGUUUGUUGGUUUGAGUCAAUUCAGUCAAAUUAAAACAAGCACUGGGCAUUUGUUACUUACCACCGUCACUCUGUGUCCAUUAUAUAAAGCUGUCUUUGUAAAGUCUGCAUGACAGUGCACUUUAUCAGCUCCACCACAAAUGCAAAUUUGAGGCGACAAUACCGUACAGCCAAACCACUUUAGCUCAGUUCCAUAUUCAAAAUCCACUUCAAUAUGAUUGUUUAAAAAAUGUUUUCAAACUGAAACAAAAAGACCACACAAACCCUCAUAUAGAAACAGAGACUUUGUUACGUGGUGUUACACACUAGCCUCAUGCUCCAAGGUCUAUAGCCUGAACUGGCGUUAAAUGCCAUCGUAAAAUGUGCUGAGUGAUAAUUGUUGUUAGUUGUAAUAAGGUCAAAUAGGCCAACGAUGGAAGCCUGGAAUGCAGGCUCAAAACCAUGAAAGAACAGGGAUUGUUGCAAGAUAAUUAUUAUACAUUUGCUUGUGCAUUAUCAAAAAAUUGUGCAAACUGGCAACAGACCUAUAUUUCUUGGGAACAGACCUAUAUUCCACUAUAUUUCAGGCAUACUGAAACAGUGAAUGAAUAGUCAGUCAAAAGCUGAGAUAGUAUCUUCAAUCUUUCUACGUUCACCAAGACUUGACUAGAUAAAACUGAAAAAUUACACUUCCUCUUUCUAACCACCAAUCCACAACAAUGAUUGCUGGGAGGUAAGGACUUCAGAUAAGAGAAUCUAUGGGCAAAAAAAAAAGUGAAAGAAUGAAAAAGGCAUCGUUAACCAAAGAGGAUAAAUAUGUGGUGCUGAAAAGCAGAACUACGCGAGAACCCUGGGGUGAGCAUGUUCAUCUUUAAUGAGCUCAGGAGGGUUUCGGGAGGAUC
Messenger RNA from Gadus chalcogrammus (walleye pollock), 2746 nucleotides. RefSeq names its product GATA binding protein 1a (gene gata1a). Gene Ontology annotation, molecular function: RNA polymerase II cis-regulatory region sequence-specific DNA binding; DNA-binding transcription factor activity, RNA polymerase II-specific; zinc ion binding. Gene Ontology annotation, biological process: positive regulation of transcription by RNA polymerase II; cell fate commitment; negative regulation of transcription by RNA polymerase II. Gene Ontology annotation, cellular component: nucleus. The record is from RefSeq and is a predicted model, not a curated record. Lineage: Eukaryota; Metazoa; Chordata; Actinopteri; Gadiformes; Gadidae. The coding region runs from base 127 to 1437 and encodes 436 amino acids. The transcript has 6 exons.